AUGGGACAAAUCUUGUCGGAACCCAUUGUGGACAAGAAAACCUCCUUUGAAGAGGAUGAAAAUGCAGCGUACUGCGUCUCGGAUAUGCAGGGCUGGCGUAUCUCGAUGGAGGAUGCACACACGGCUGUGCUGAAUCUGACCGAGGAGGAGGGCAAGACCCCGCUCGAGCGCAUUAGCUUUUUUGCUGUGUUUGAUGGUCAUGGCGGCGCGAAUGUGGCACGCUACUCUGGCCGCACGGUGCAUACCCGGCUCCAGGAACUGCCCGAAUUCAAGGAGAAGAAGUGGGAGGCGUCGCUGCGUCGCGCGUUCCUCAAGACCGACGAGGACCUUCGUCAAGACCCUGUGUAUGCAAAUGAUACAUCCGGCUGUACCGCGGUGGCUGCAUUGUUGGUCCCCGAGGCCGAGCGAAAAGGCCCUACGAUCUAUGUGGCCAAUGCGGGCGACUCGCGCAGCGUGCUGAGCGUAGGCGGCGAAGCUAAGGCUAUGAGCUACGACCACAAGCCUGGCAACCCAGAUGAGCACUCGCGUAUCCUGAACGCUGGUGGUUUUGUUGAAUUUGACCGUGUCAACGGCAACUUGGCACUGAGCCGGGCUAUCGGCGACUUUGAGUUUAAGCAGAACAGCUCGCUGCCGGCAGAGAAGCAAAUUGUCACAGCGGAUCCUGAGGUGAUUGAGCACAAGUGGACGGGUGAAGAAGAGUUCCUGGUACUGGCCUGUGACGGUAUUUGGGACUGCCUGACCAACCAGCAGGUGGUGGAUAUUGUGCGAAGAGGCAUUGCGAAUGGCUUGGAGCUUGAAACUAUCACCGAAGAUAUUCUGGAUCGAUGCUUGGCGCCUGAUGCGGAAGUCGGUGGCAUUGGUUGUGAUAAUAUGACGCUGAUGAUUGUCGGCCUCUUUGGCGAGCGUACCAAGGCAGAGUGGUACCAGUGGAUUAAGGAGCGGGUUGAAGGCAAGGUCGGCUAUGACACGCCCGAGACCGUCCCGCCUGUGUUCCGGACUCAUGCGCAGCAGGGCCACCACCAGCACUCGUUUGGGAGCAACGCCCAGCGCAACGUGGCUCUCUCGCUCAAUGGCCUGAACGGCAGCGACAUUUUGUCGGCCAUUCCACGCGUGCUCACGGGCCAUGGCUUCCAGGAGGACGCUGAUAUCCAAGAGGCGGACAAGGUGACAGACGAGGAGACGAAAGAGGCGGCCGAGAAGGCGUAA
Messenger RNA from Malassezia pachydermatis, 1206 nucleotides. Its product is annotated as pp2c-domain-containing protein. The transcript has 4 exons. The coding region runs from base 1 to 1206 and encodes 401 amino acids. Gene Ontology annotation, biological process: protein dephosphorylation. Gene Ontology annotation, molecular function: cation binding; protein serine/threonine phosphatase activity. NCBI's taxonomy places the organism in Eukaryota, Fungi, Basidiomycota, Malasseziomycetes, Malasseziales, Malasseziaceae. The record is from RefSeq and is a predicted model, not a curated record.